ACAUGCGGGGUGACGCUAUCGCGCCGCCAUGACGGGUCCUGGCAAUCCCGGCCGUUCACAUGAGGGGUGACGCUGGCGAGCCGCCAUGACGGGUCCUGGCAAUCCCGGCCGUUCACAUGCGGGGUGACGCUGUCGCGCCGCCAUGACGGGUCCUGGCAAUCCCUGCCGUUCAGGUCUCGGGGAAGUCACAGGGCGGCCAUCUUGACUCCUGGCAAACGCCGGGUUGGCCUCCCCCCAUCCCUCCAGCCCCACCCUGGUGCCGAGGGGGGGCGGGUGUCACAGUGGGACUCCGGGGAAACAGGAAGUGCGGUCACGUGACCCGGCUCCGGGCCGGGGGGGUCAGGCUGACGGGGGGAAGGAGCCGCCCCCGGCUCACCACAUCUCUGGGGUAUCCGGGGUCCGAGCCGUGACCCCCCCGCACGCCCCCCCACUCCCGCCGCCGCCGCCAUGGAGCCCGAGGGCUGGCAGCGUCUGUCCGACUCGGAGGAUGAGGAGCCACCAGCGCCACCUCCUGCCUGCACCACCUGCUGGAGGAACUUAGCCGGUUUCUGGCUGCUCGGCCUCUGCAAUAACUUUGCCUAUGUGGUGAUGCUGAGCGCGGCCCAUGACAUCCUGAGCCAGCAGGGGGCACUGGACAUCAACGGGACCACCCAGACUCCCCUGGUGACACACCCCAGCAGGAACUCGUCCAACACCUCCCGCUAUGACUGCAACCCCAUCUCCACCGGGGCUGUGCUCUUGGCUGACAUCCUGCCUACCCUGCUCAUCAAAUUCAGCGCCCCCUUCUAUAUCCACCGUGUGCCCUACGGCCCGCGGGUGGCACUCUGCAUCCUUUGUGCCUGGGGCAGUUUCCUGCUGGUCGCCUUCUCCACCACCGUGGGCACGAGCAUCGUGGGGGUAGUCCUGGCCAGCGUCUCGUCGGGGCUGGGCGAGAUCAGCUUCCUGGCGCUCACGGCUUUCUACUCCAGCGAGGUGGUGUCGUGCUGGUCGUCGGGCACGGGGGGCGCCGGUCUGCUGGGGGCGCUGUCGUACCUGGGGCUGACCCAGGCGGGCCUCAGCCCCCGUCACACGCUGCUGCUCAUGCUCACCCUGCCCCUGGCCAUGCUGUUCAGCUAUUACUUGCUGCUGGUGCCCCCCCCUGCGGUGCCGCAGUGGCGCUGGGGUGACUCCGCUGUCCUGCACGACGCCCUGCCCACCGCCCGCCAGCCCCUCAUUGCGGGGGCCCCGGCAAAGCAGGGUGGCGGGGGCGCAGAGCUGACGCUGCAGGCCAAGGGGCGGAUUGUGAAGGGUCUCCUGAAAUACCUGCUGCCCCUGGCGCUCGUCUACUUUGCAGAGUAUUUCAUCAACCAGGGCCUGUUUGAGCUGCUGUACUUCCGGGACUCGGCUCUGACACACGCUCAGCAAUAUCGCUGGUACCAGAUGCUCUACCAGGCCGGGGUGUUUGUAUCCCGGUCGUCCCUGCACUGCGUCCGGAUCCGUCACAUCUGGGUCCUCGCCCUGCUGCAGUGCCUGAACAUGCUGUUCCUCUUGGCCGCCGUGUACUUCAUGUUCCUGCCCAGCAUCUACCUGGUCUUUGCCCUCGUCCUGUACGAGGGGCUGCUGGGGGGUGCCGGCUACGUCAACACCUUCCACAACAUCAGACUGGAGAGCCCGCCGGAGGAGCAGGAGUUCGCCAUGGGCGUGGGGUGUGUGGCCGACACCCUGGGCAUCUCGCUGGCUGGAGCCGCCGCGUUCCCCGCCCACGACUACUUCUGCCGCCUGCCCUGAGCUGGCCUGGGCUCCGGCCCCCCCCGCGGGGCUCUGUGUGUGCCCCAGCCGGCCCGCUGCUGCUGGCCCUCCAGCCUGUCUGUGCCUCGGGGGCUGGUAUGGAGCUGGGGGGGGGUCCAGCCCCAAGAGGAGCAGGACUGGGGGCAUGGGGGGUGGAUGGGAGGGAGCAGGAUAGGAAGGGCAGUGUUGGGCUGGUGAAUGGGGGGGCUGGAGUUAUUGGGGCUGGGUUGUGGGUAUGUGGGCGGCUGGGGUGUGGGUAUGUGGAGGGCUAGGGCUGUAUAGGGCUGGGGUGUGGGUAUGUGGAGUAUCGGGGUUGGGGUGUGGGUAUGUGGGGACCUAGGGGUGUAUAGGGCUGGGGUGUGGGUAUCUGGGGGGCUGGGGUGUGGGUACGUGGGGGGCUGGGAGUGCGGCGCUGGGGUCUGUGUGGUCCAUCGGUGUAUGUGGGGGGAGCUGCCCCCUAUCAAUAAAGGGCCUGUUCCCAUGGUGAGCAGGCUCUGGGCCUUA
Molecule: messenger RNA, 2271 nt
Organism: Gopherus flavomarginatus (Mexican gopher tortoise)
Lineage: Eukaryota; Metazoa; Chordata; Testudines; Testudinidae
Gene: CLN3
Product: CLN3 lysosomal/endosomal transmembrane protein, battenin
Exons: 16
Coding region: 448-1767 (439 amino acids)
Biological process (GO): lysosome organization; regulation of intracellular pH
Cellular component (GO): membrane; lysosome
Source: RefSeq, a predicted model, not a curated record